ACACCAAUAUUGGUUGCCGUCUGUUUAUGUCGAUUGGCGCGAAACGUAAACGUCAAACUUCAAGCAAAUGUAAACUUUGUACGUAAAAGUGCCGACAAACCAUUAAAAAAACAAAUUUAAUCUUUUAAUUUAAUUGAAAUAAAAUCAAUUCAAAAUGGUCGAAAAUAAAUCAGAAGAAUAUAGUCAAGAGGAUUUGCGGGAUAUGUUAAAAAUUUACUAUAAACGCUUGUUUCCGGCAAAAAAUUUCUUUCGCUGGCUUACAUACAGCAAUAGUGAACCGCAAAUAUUCCAAAAUCGCGAAUUUUCCUUCACAUUGGCCGAUGAAGUGUACAUUCGUUAUUUGUCUUAUGAGAAUUCAAAUGAAUUCGAAGCUGAUUUGUAUGCAAAGAGUCCAUUUAAAAUCGAUAUUGGUGCCGUAAUGACAAUUCGACCGCGAGAUCAUCGCGUUGGCAAUGUACAACCAACACAGCGUGAGCUUGUUUUUGAUAUUGAUAUGACAGAUUAUGAUGAGGUGCGUACAUGCUGUUCGGGUGCCGACAUUUGUCAAAAAUGUUGGAAAUUUAUGGUUGUUGCGUGUCGGAUACUGGACGAAUCGUUGCGAGAGGAUUUCAAUUUUGAGCAUAUUCUUUGGGUGUUCAGCGGUCGUCGUGGUAUUCAUUGUUGGGUUUGCGAUAAAACUGCUCGCCAUUUGGACAACAAAAAUCGAAAUGCUGUUGCUGAAUAUUUGAAUUUUUUUACAUCAAAUCGCGUUAUAUUGCCCGGUGAUCGAAUGCAUCACAGCAUGAAACGUGCACAUCGCAUUGUCGAAACGUAUUUCGAUGAAAUUUGUUUGAAUGAUCAGAAUAUAUUUGGUACCAUUGAUGGCCGGAAGAAAUUAUUGGAAUUAAUAUCGGAUGAAAAUAUUCGCAAAGAAUUGGAAAAGAGUAUUAUGGACAUUGAAGCUGGUGAUUCGAAAACCGUAUGGGAUACAGUUAAACGAUUUGCUCAAACUCAUCGAAAUCAAAAGGAGGUUCAACGCAAACUUAAAUUCAUGAUCGAAGAAAUUCAAAUGUCGAUUUUGUGCCCACGUUUGGAUAUUUCUGUGAGCAAAACGGCAAAUCAUUUACUAAAAGCACCAUUUUGUGUGCAUCCAAAAACCGGCAAAGUAUGUGUACCAUUUAAUCCAUCGGCGGUUAGCAAGUUUGAUCCAACAACCGUACCAAGAUUGCGCCAAUUGCUUAAAGAAGUUGAUGAAUUCGAUAAAAAGGACGGCGAAGAUGGAGGCGAAAAAGCUCGCAUCGCAUUGACAUAUCGAAAAACGGCCAUGUAUAAGAGUGUCAUCAUUUUCGAAGAAUUUUUACGAAAACUGGAAUCAAGCCAUAAAAAUGCUGGCACUAAACUGGAGACAAGCGAUGCGAAAAUGGAAUUUUAACUGUACAGUGUACAGUUGAGCUUCAAAUUUUCUAGUUAAGUCAACAUCCCACAAUAUAACAUAUAAAUAGGCGAUUUAUUACUUUUAAAAUUCAUAGAUUUUGUCUGCAUUUUCAAUGUUUUCAUUUCUUUUUCCAUACGAAUAAAUAAAUGUUUAAAUUUUUCGAAAUUGUA
Contarinia nasturtii (swede midge) is the source of this 1584-nucleotide messenger RNA. It is a transcript of the gene DNApol-alpha50, whose product is annotated as DNA primase small subunit. Bases 155 to 1411 code for a protein of 418 amino acids. NCBI's taxonomy places the organism in Eukaryota, Metazoa, Arthropoda, Insecta, Diptera, Cecidomyiidae. Gene Ontology annotation, biological process: DNA replication, synthesis of primer. The transcript has 4 exons. The record is from RefSeq and is a predicted model, not a curated record. Gene Ontology annotation, cellular component: alpha DNA polymerase:primase complex.